Molecule: messenger RNA, 1545 nt
Organism: Boeremia exigua
Lineage: Eukaryota; Fungi; Ascomycota; Dothideomycetes; Pleosporales; Didymellaceae
Product: heterokaryon incompatibility protein-domain-containing protein
Exons: 1
Coding region: 1-1545 (514 amino acids)
Source: RefSeq, a predicted model, not a curated record
AUGGACUGUGAAUUGGAACAACCUGAAGUAGGACCGUCGACACUCCACUGCUCGAGUACAGCCUCACCAGAGAUAAUGGCAUUGGCUCAGUGCUGGCUGGCGCGCUGCCUUGAAAAAGACAAGGAUACCUGCCCAACGUCAUCCGAGUUUCUGCCUUCCAGGCUCGUUCAAAUCACCACUGCAGGGGGCAUGGUACAAUCAGCUCGUCUAGUUCUCCAAGAUGAACUGCCCAGACCCACGCAGUACCUGACACUCUCGCACUGCUGGGGUAAAGUUCAGGUGGCAGUUCUAUUACGGAGUACCUAUCAAGCCUUCCGCUCGGAUAUUCCACUGUCGAUUCUGUCCAAAACCUUCCGAGAUGCCCUCCAAGUUACGGCCUCGCUUGGAUAUAAAUAUAUCUGGAUCGAUUCUCUGUGUAUACAGCAAGACUCUGACUGGGACUGGGCAAAAGAAGCAGCGACGAUGGGUGACGUUUAUCGGCAAUCUACAUGCACUUUAGCUGCAACCGGUGCCGAGGACGGUAGUGGAGGGCUGUUUUUUGAGAGGUCUGCUUUGGCCAUUACACCCUGCCCUCUCUUCAGACGGCAAGACGAAAUGCCCCUCUACGCUAGUCCUCGUCGCAGUUGGCCCGAACCUUUGAACAAAAGAGCAUGGGCGGUACAAGAACGCUAUCUAUCCCCAAGAACUCUCAGUUUUGGCACUGAUAAAGUUUCUUGGACCUGCAGAUAUGGCGAGUGCUGCGAAGGACCCAAUGCUCACCACAUGAAGCUAGGUCAUAAUGCUUUCUCCAAAUUACUGGAUGACAGAGUGGACGAGAAUAGCGCUUCCGAUGCAUGGGAAGCUAUCGUGCAGUCCUACUCAAGUUGCAAGGUGACGUUCUGGAAAGACAGGUGGCCCGCCUUUCAGGGUCUCGCCAGCCAAGUUUCAACGGCGCAAGAUUGGCAGAUUGUCCACGGUCUGCGCCACCACCUGCUUGGAUCAACAGAAUUGCUCUGGAAAGUCACAUCGCGAGGGCCAGGGACUAUAGACUGCAGGGAGCCAUCUUGGAGCUGGCUGAACAUUAAAGGUGGGAUUGAGCUCUUUUGGGCCGCGUUCAAACACUGUGACGCCGACGUUACCGUGGAAGACUCGUCAACAUCAUCGACAUCAACGGAUGGGCCAACCACCAUCCUCCGGGUCACAGCCUGCAUGGCCGAGUUCAAAUCUGGCUUUGUCGGAAGCGAACUCCACGUAAGUUGCAGCCUGACCGUGUCGAACUCUUCCUACCAUUCUGAGUCGUCUGAUCGCUUUUCGCACGGCUUGUGGUGCCCUGAUACCUUACCCGUCUGCGAAGGCCCCCUCUGGGCUAUUCAGAUCCUCGGAGGCCAUGAAUCAUAUAAGGCGAGCGGCACAUACGAUUCUUUCGGAAUCGUUGUUGUCGCUGUAGAGGGACGACCAGGGUUCUGGAGGAGAGUGGGAUGGUACACUAAUACGUCGAACUAUAAUUUUGAUGAAGGCAAGGCGUGCCCGUUUGGAAGGAAGAAGAGCACGAUUUUCCUCAUCUGA